Molecule: messenger RNA, 4924 nt
Organism: Oreochromis aureus
Lineage: Eukaryota; Metazoa; Chordata; Actinopteri; Cichliformes; Cichlidae
Gene: camkk1a
Product: calcium/calmodulin-dependent protein kinase kinase 1, alpha a
Exons: 17
Coding region: 888-2381 (497 amino acids)
Biological process (GO): CAMKK-AMPK signaling cascade; activation of protein kinase activity; protein phosphorylation
Molecular function (GO): ATP binding; protein kinase activity
Source: RefSeq, a predicted model, not a curated record
GAUGGCCAGCAGAGGCGCUAAUUACACUACUGUAGACACCGUCCAGUAUUAAAUGGAUGGAUGAUUAUGGCAGAUCCACAUCUGUGGUUAUAAACCCGGUAAUCUAAUCCGGGACACACACGACGCUUUAUUCUAUAACGCACACCAGGAGUUGUGCUGCUUUAUGUGAAGCUGCAGGUCGCACACUGCGACCUGCAGUGACCAGUAGCGCCAGUAUCGGAGUUUUCCACGGCCGUCGGCACCGACUGGCCAUGCUGCGGGAACAGGGCGGGUCUUAGGACCCGUGCUUUCAUUCCUCGUCGAAUAACAAAAAGUUAGGGGGGUGCUCGGCGUGCUGUCGACGUGCUACACAGCAGUCAGAGUGUGUCAAAGUGUUUGUGGUCAGCCCCCUUUGCUGCUGCUGCUGCCGCUGUGCUCCCAUUGCAGUGGUGCAGCAGCAGUCAGCUGCAGGGCUGUGUGUGUGGCUGUGUGUGUGUGUGCGCGAUCUGCCGCUGGGUGUCUUCACUACUCUGUGGCUGCAUUGUAAACAAAAAGAGGCUAGUGUAGGCUGGUCCGCCCGUGCUUUCCGGAAACGAUGGUGCAAAACACGGGACACACCUCGGGUCAGCAGCCGAUCCAGCCUCACACCUAGCGCAGAAGCCCGAUGAGGUGCCCGUCUGUGAACAAAAGGCAGCGAAGAGAGUGACUCAAGCAGGCACCGCGCGUCCGAGCGGGACAACCCUCUGGAUCCGGGGCUCGAGCACGCACCAGCGCUCUUUUUCUUUUUUGUGGCUCCGCUGAGACCCUGAACGUUGCAAGCUGGCCCAGGCCACACUGAUGCUGGUGGGCACUGGCCUGUUACUCUCCCUGCCACCUGCUUCUCCACAGCUCCCACUUUUUGAGCCAUCAUGGCUAUGAGCAGUGACGCUGGCUGUGAGAGGUUGGACCCGAACUCUUCUACGCAGACCAGUGGUCUCACGGACAUCAUGGCCGCCAUGACAACAAAAGACUCUGAUGGCUCAGCCGCCAGCGGCGCGAGGAACGGUGGCUCCCAGCAGGAUGUGGCUCAGGCCAAGCGGCCUCUUCCAACGCGGCCUCACCUGACUGGGAGGAAGCUGUCUUUGCAGGAGAGGACGCACAUCUCCCCUCGCAGGCCUACUGUGGAGUGUAAACGGGUGUCCAUAUCUGACUCCCAGGACUGUAUCCAGUUGAACCAGUAUAAGCUGAAGAGUGAGAUUGGAAAGGGCUCCUAUGGUGUGGUAAAACUUGCCUACAAUGAAGAUGAUGACAAACAUUAUGCCAUGAAGCUGGUGUCCAAGAAGAAGUUAAUGAAGCAGUGCGGGUUUCCUCGUCGCCCACCCCCAAGAGGACCAAAGGUGGCCCAGGGGGAGCAGCCCAAAAUCUUAGGACCCCUGGAAAGAGUCUACCAAGAGAUCGCCAUACUCAAAAAACUGGACCAUGUCAACAUUGUCAAACUGGUGGAGGUGCUGGAUGAUCCAUCAGAGGACAACCUUCACAUGGUGUUUGAGCUGAUGCGUAAGGGCCCAGUGAUGGAAGUGCCCACAGACAAUCCUUUGUCAGAAGAACAAGCUCGCUUAUACUUCAGAGACGUUAUCCUGGGUAUCGAAUACUUGCACUACCAGAAGAUUGUCCACCGGGACAUCAAACCCUCUAACUUGUUGCUCGGGGACGAUGGCCAUGUGAAGAUUGCAGACUUUGGAGUCAGCAACCAGUUUGAGGGCAACGACGCUUUGCUGUCCAGCACUGCUGGCACUCCGGCUUUUAUGGCACCAGAGACACUGUCAGAUACUCGCAAGAGCUUCAGUGGAAAAGCACUGGAUGUUUGGGCCAUGGGAGUUACCCUCUACUGCUUCGCCUUUGGAAAGUGUCCCUUCAUUGACGAGUACAUACUGGCUUUGCAUAAUAAGAUAAGGACCAAGCCUGUAGAAUUCCCAGAAACGCCAAAAACCAGUGAAGAGCUGCAGAAUCUGAUUUUACAGAUGUUGGAUAAAAACCCAGACACCAGGAUCACCAUCCCAGAGAUCAAGAUGGACCCGUGGGUGACCCAGGGAGGUGCUGACCCCCUGCCCCUGGAGGAGGACCACUGCUCUGUGGUAGAGGUGACAGAGGAGGAUAUCCAGAACUCGGUCAAAUUCGUUCCCAGCCUCUCUGCAGUGAUCUUGGUAAAGGCCAUGCUGAGAAAGCGCUCCUUCAGUAACCCUUUUGAGUGCCCAAGCCGGCGAGAGGAGAGGUCCAUGUCUGCACCUGGUAGUCUGCUCAUGGACUCGUGGCCCUUCCGGCCCUCUUUUAAACUUCAGCCCUCACUCAGGAAGGCUAGCACGGGCGAUGGACCCAGAGAAGGAGAGCUGGAGGACCUGCAUGAAGAUGAGCCCUCCUCUUGAGUCCUAAUGACCCUCCUGUGUACGCAGCAUCCUCUUUAUAUCCACUGUGUGCUUACGCCUUCAUUCACACCUUUUCCUCAAAGUGGUCACACAGUGCAAACGUAUCAUUCUGCACCUGAAACGCAAAAACACGAGUUUUUUUGUUUUGUUCUUUGGGGAGAAGUUUGUCAUGUGACGUACGCGCUUGCUUCUGCGCCGUGGAGCUUCUCGGUUUUAUUCACCGUCUUUCUCGUCUCAGCAAGCUGAUGCGAGGAACACAGGCACGUCUGUGGAUCAUCACCGGUUUAUUUUACAGGCCUUAAACUGUAUUAUAGCAAAGACAGACGAGUCUUUCCCAAUAUGCAUGGCGAAUAUUUAGACCGCAUCAUCAGCCCGUCUGCCGCCACCUCACAGGAGGAAACAGACUCCAGCAUGUAAAGGACACUGUACUGUCUAAGUGAACUACGAGGCUUUUAUUUCAUCAGUCACUGUAAUAUUGUACAUACAUGUGGUAUCUGCUGUGUUAUUGUGAAGACCCUUUAAGCAUAUCUGUGCCAACCUUUAUUUCGAAGCAGGUCCUUCCUGUGCUGCCUUCAGACGCCUCGAUCGACUGCAGACAGAAAGUCGACUGUCUGAGAGCGAUCGCAAGAGUGACUGCGAGCUGUGUGUAAAUCUGUUAGUGUCCUUCACGCUGCUGCUCCUAAUGUGUCAUCUGCGUCAGUCUGGUGAUUUUGGUUCUUGUUUCUUUGAUGCUCUGCUGUUGGACUGGAUGUGUUUGAGAUUUUUGGAUGGUGAGAACAAACAUAGUGGAAAAAUGAUGUUAUUCUGUAUAUAAGCACUGUUACGAUUUAUAAGUUAUUUAUAAUGUUAAUAUUAUGUAAAAUUCUUGGAUGCAGAACUGAUUUUAAAGCAUAAAUAAUCUGUGUACAAAUGAAUCACUGAGUGCUUUGUAGAAGAAAUGAAUCACGUUAUUAUAUUAAGGAGAAGCGUCUGUACCCAAAUCAUUUUAAUGUGAGAUUAUGCAUGUACCUUUACACUCAGGAAAAACUGACCUGUUCUUUUUCUUAACAAUCUCUGUCACCUAUGAAAGUAAGGAAAGUGUGCUUCAGAGUUUCAUGACAAUCAUCAAGUAUCAGAUACAUUUACUUUCCCCUUUAGCUCUGUCUAGUGGACCCUGCAGAACUGUCAUUGCUACGUCAGGCUGUUCCCCUAUAAAGCCAGGCAACCCUGAGAAAGAGCAGAAAAUUCAUCCAGAAGAGCUUUAGGCUGACUUUGGAUAAAGAGCAACAGACAUAGGAGGUGCUGGAGCAGUGGGUUGAACGCAGGGCUGCUGUUUGUCCAUCCAAAGCUAAUGGUGUCAUGGUUUGACUUAAUGUUUUCAUUUUGUUAUCGCUCUUGUUAAUUUGAAGUUUUGGUUGGCUUUGAGAAAAGGGCCGUGUAUUUGGGUUGGCUAAUUAAUGGGAACACAUAUAAGUAUAAUAAUAAUGUGGCCACUGCAACUUCGUUACUGUUUCUUGUAAAAGUUGACAUCUGCUUACACAAGUGAAGAGGAAGGGAAUAAGAAAGAUAUAAAGCAUGGCUGUCCAUGAACGCAGAAUUGUGUUCUUGUGAUUUGCCAUUUUAUUUGUUCAUCUUUGAAAGAGUUGUGGUACAUUUUUAAAUGUUAUUAGUUGGUGUAGGGUGGUUUUGUGCUGGGGAGGACUGUGUCGUUCCAAAGCUGAAAUGUAUCACUCAGCCUCCACAAUUGCUCCCACCAGUGCAGUCCAUAGACGCUAACUGAUUUUCCCGGAUAACCUGUCCAAGUUCCAACAGUAGAUGCUUAAUCACCUGUGUACAUGUCAACCCUCUACAAAUGUAAGCAUCGUGGAUAAAAGAAAGAGAACCGUGUCCAUUUAAAGGUGCUCGGUUUAAAAGCAGGACGUGACCUUCUCGGUCUCAGGGACACUUCUUUGGUUGUCCUGGUGUAUGAAAGCACGUUCAGCCGGGUGAGUGCUCUGAUCACUGCAGAAGGAUCACUUCAAUGUUCCCCAUCCUCUUCAGAGUUGUCCCCUGGCUGGUCGUUUCCUCAGCAGCAUCCUGAUGCUAACUGAGGCACAAGGCGAGCAAACAGGAUUUCACGCCGUGUUGUUCAGCCAGUGAGUUUAAUGUCCACAGGGACAUAAAGUCAUAACUGCUGUGACGUCAGUCAUAAACUUUAUUAUCCAUCUUAACGUUUUGACGUUCAGCUCUAAAUGAAAGCGGCGCUGAUGUGCACAGUAACCUUUAAUGAAGGCAACCAAAAAGUGUCACAUGAUGUGUUCUGUGUGACGUCAGCUGUUUAAACUCUCAUCCUUCUGAUUAUCUCGUUUUUAUUCUGGGUGUUGGUGUUGUGCUGGACGUUUGUCGGGGUCGAAGGUACUUUAUCGUUGUCUUUACAGCUCGGGCCUCUCGACCUUUAAACCUGUGUUUUUGUUUAUGACUCUGCUUACAUUCAAAUAUUUGCACUUUUCCACUUAAAUAUGUAUAAUGUCAUUAUUGUGAGUACUUUUAACACUACUGGCGGCCAUUAAACACUGUACAGUUUA